CUCAUAGUCUCAUAUUUCUACUGAUUCCAAAAUUAGAACUUGGAAUAAGCCAAAUAUGUACGGAUUGAACCGUCUCAAAUCGGCAAACCUCUCACCCGCUCGCUUCGCCGCCGCCGCCGCCGCCCCCUAUGCGAAACGGUUGCUCAGAUCCUCUCGCCAUUCUCUCGCAGCGACACCAGGAAUUGAUAAUUUUGCUAGCAUCGGCGAGGCGGGUAAGAUUAGUGACCGUCGCAACAACUAUGAGAGGAAAAUGCUGCCGCCGGCGCUCUCGAGGAUUGUGGCGACGCUCACGUGCGAGUCAUCUGCGGACGGCGGCUUCUGCGACGUUUACUUAGUCGGAGCCGACAAACACGCGGAAUCGCGGCGAGAAGUUCAGGCUGUGAUACAAUCCUUGAAGCCACAGGUUGUUUUCUUGGGGUUGUGCGCUAGUCGCGAUUAUGUCCUUACGUGUCAAAAAGUCGAGGUGCCAACCAUCAGAGAAAUGGUGGAUAUGUUGAAGAAAAAACAAAAUCCCUUUUGGAGACUCUACAAGUGGUACCUUGUUAGGAAUGAUAGUCAAUGUGAGGCCAGUGAUGUUUAUCGCGAGGCAUAUGAGGAGGCACUGGAAUAUGGUGGCAAGGUCGUACUUGGUGAUCGACCUCGUGAAAUUUCAUUUCAGAGAUAUUGGGCGAAGACAUCUCUUUGGGAAUUGUACGCCUUUCAUUUUAUAAAUUUAACUGUUCGACUCCCAGAAGAGCUCUUUGACAAGGCAAAGGAUGAUGGUGAAAUUGACAAUUUAAUAAUCCAAACGAUGAACAAGAAAUAUCCUGUUAUAACGGAAACCUUUUUCCAUGAGAGUGACCGAUAUAUGUCGACCAAGUUACUAGAAGUUGCACGCAAGCAUAACAUAGUGGUUGCUGUUGUGGGAAAGUACCCUAUCAGGAAUCCAGAAGCACUGGAAAGAACCUAUCGAGAUGAAGCAACUUCUUAAGGUACCAAUGUCAAGGAAUGCAAUCACGAUGGGCAUACUCAGCACGUAUCCGAUCUUCAUGAUUUUGAGGUGGUGGUUUGAAAAGAGUUGAUUGGCUGUAUCAUGAAGAUUCAUGCAAAUGAAAUGAAUAUUAAUAUUCUCACGAGCUGUUGUGAGCAUUUGAUUUCUUACGCAUUUCAUUUCAUGCAAAAUUUGCUGGUAACCUACUACUUCUGGAAUCAUAAAUUAGGUUUAUUAUAUCUUAUCUUCUCCUGAAUUUAUAAUAUUUUAUGGGAUUUGAAGUGGAGGACUCGAUUUGAAUUUAUGUUGUUUUAUUCUUAUUAUAAUUUUACUAUAUCUCA
Salvia miltiorrhiza (redroot sage) is the source of this 1311-nucleotide messenger RNA. RefSeq lists its product as uncharacterized. The transcript has 9 exons. The coding region runs from base 56 to 970 and encodes 304 amino acids. The record is from RefSeq and is a predicted model, not a curated record. Lineage: Eukaryota; Viridiplantae; Streptophyta; Magnoliopsida; Lamiales; Lamiaceae.